Molecule: messenger RNA, 4414 nt
Organism: Columba livia (rock pigeon)
Lineage: Eukaryota; Metazoa; Chordata; Aves; Columbiformes; Columbidae
Gene: DHX33
Product: DEAH-box helicase 33
Exons: 12
Coding region: 391-2448 (685 amino acids)
Biological process (GO): positive regulation of transcription by RNA polymerase I
Cellular component (GO): nucleolus; intracellular anatomical structure
Molecular function (GO): ATP binding; helicase activity; double-stranded RNA binding
Source: RefSeq, a predicted model, not a curated record
AAUGCCAGAGUCCCCUUUGGAGAGUGUCUGUCAGCCGUGUGUGAUGUCAGGGAGUGUUUGUGCUGAUGGAACAGAGGCUGGAAUGAGGGGGGUCUUGAACCUGCCUCUCUCGGGUGUUACCUGUGGGUCAGCUCUGCCCUUCUUGGCUGACUUCUGCAUAUGUUUGGGUUCUGGGGGUUUUCCUGCGGGGAGCCCGGGUUGUGCCGAGGUCCCGUUGUCCCCGGUGGGUGGUUGGUGAUGCCCCAAACGUGGGGCCGGGUGCCAUCACCAGACUGCAUCUCCCAUAAUGCCCCGCGUCGCGUCACGUGGGUGUGACGGCGGCGUGCUGACGCCAUCGCGGCGCAGCCGUCGCCAGGGUGACAGUGUGGCCCGGAGCGGCGCAGCGCGGCCAUGCCGGCCGGCGGGGACGGACCCCCAGCCAAGCGGCCCAAGGUGGCGGCGCCGCCGCCCCCCCGCCCCGCCGCUCAGCCCUCCUCCUCCGCUCAGCCCUCCUCCCCCGCGCCCCGCCGCCACCCGCCGCCCGUCGACUCGCAGCGCCGCGCCCUGCCCAUCUUCCAGGCGCGGGGGCCGCUGCUGAGCCAGCUCCGGGGCCUGGACAGCGCCGUCCUCAUCGGAGAAACGGGCUCAGGGAAGACCACUCAGCUCCCGCAGUACCUUUACGAAGCAGGAAUUGGCCGCCAGGGCAUCAUCGCUGUGACUCAGCCUCGCAGAGUAGCAGCUAUAUCCUUAGCUACCAGAGUCUCGGAUGAGAAGAAGACAGAGCUGGGGAAACUGGUUGGCUAUACUGUACGCUUCGAUGAUCUCACAUCUGAUGAAACUAGAAUCAAGUUUCUGACAGAUGGAAUGCUGCUUCGAGAAGCUAUUGGGGACCCAAUGCUGCGGAAGUACAGUGUUGUUAUCCUGGAUGAAGCCCAUGAGAGGACAAUCCAUACUGAUGUACUCUUUGGAGUGGUGAAAGCUGCACAAAAGAAACGAAAGGAACUGGGCAAACUGCCACUGAAAGUGAUCGUCAUGUCGGCUACGAUGGACGUUGAUCAGUUCUCCCAGUACUUCAACAGAGCUCCUGUUCUCUAUUUAGAAGGCAGGCAGCACCCCAUUCAGAUCUUUUACACCAAACAGCCUCAGAGCGAUUACCUCCACGCAGCGCUGGUGUCAGUCUUCCAAAUUCACCAGGAAGCACCCGCUUCUCAGGACAUCCUGGUGUUUCUGACCGGUCAGGAAGAGAUUGAAGCAAUGACCAAAACCUGUCGAGACAUUGCUAAGCAUCUCCCUGAUGGCUGCCCACCGAUGGUGGUGAUGCCUCUUUACGCUGCUCUGCCCUACUCUCAACAACUCCGGGUCUUUCAGGCUGCACCCAAGGGCUGUCGCAAGGUGAUCCUGUCCACCAACAUUGCAGAAACCUCCAUCACCAUUCCAGGAAUAAAAUACGUUAUAGACACCGGCAUGGUCAAAGCAAAGAAGUACAGCCCAGAAACUGGUCUGGAAGUGCUGGCAGUCCAGCGGGUGUCAAAGGCGCAGGCUUGGCAACGCACAGGGAGAGCGGGGCGAGAGGACAGUGGGCUCUGUUACCGGCUCUACACAGAGGAUGAGUUUGAGAAGUUUGACAAAAUGACAAUACCUGAGAUACAGAGGUGUAACCUGGCCAGCGUGAUGCUUCAGCUCCUGGCCCUGAAAGUUCCCAAUGUGCUCAACUUUGACUUCAUGUCCAAACCAUCUCCAGAUGCUAUUCAAGCAGCGAUUGAUCAGCUGGACCUGCUGGGAGCUGUGGAACGAAAGGGAGAUCAGCUUGUCCUAACCCCCCUGGGAAAGAAGAUGGCAGCCUUUCCUCUGGAACCAAAGUUCUCUAAAACCAUCCUCAUGUCCUCCAAGUUCCACUGUACAGAAGAGAUCCUGACCAUGGUGUCACUGUUGUCGGUGGACAGUGUCCUCCACAACCCCCCUGCCCGGCGGGAGGAAGUGCAGUCCGUCAGGAAGAAAUUCAUCUCCAGUGAGGGGGAUCAUCUGACCCUGCUCAGCAUCUACAGGGCCUUCAGAAAUGUCGGUGGCAACAAGGGAUGGUGCAAAGAGAACUUUGUCAACAGCAGGAACAUGAUGCUUGUGUCAGAUGUCAGAGCUCAGCUCCGGGACAUUUGUGUAAAGCUCUCGAUGCCGAUUGAGUCCUCCCGCUCAGACACGGGGAACAUCCGCCGCUGCCUGGCUCACAGCCUCUUCAUGAACGCGGCGGAGCUGCAGCCGGACGGCACCUACAGCACGGUGGACUCGCACCAGACGGUGGCCAUCCACCCCUCCUCCGUGCUCUUCCACUGCAAGCCUGCCUGCGUGGUUUACAAUGGGCUGCUCCACACCAACAAGUGCUACAUGCGGGACCUGUGCGUGGUGGAUGCCGACUGGCUGUACGAGGCAGCGCCCGACUAUUUCCGCAGGAAGCUCCGGACGGCCAAGAACUGACCUGUGUGUCUGGGAUCAGGAGCUCCAGGGUUCUUAGGCUCACCCUAAAAGACUCUCUUUUUUGGUUUGUAAUGACUGUACAGGAGCAGUAGAGCUUUGCCUUGAAAAUAAGGUAAAAACCUUAGAUGAAAACGGCUUCUCCAUGAGAAACAGAACCUCACAAGUCUCCAUGGCUUAGAACAAUCACCCUUUUCAACAGUUAAUCUGUAGAAAGGGAACACUGUAUGUACUCUGCGCACAUGCGUAUUUGCAUGUGAUGAAUCUAUACUGGGGGUGAAAGAGGAGUUGGCAUCAGCUUCCAGUUUUUAACGCUUACUGGAGUUUCCCAGGCUUGUAUAUGAGGAAACAAAAUCCUAAGAGCUCUUCUGAGCAGACUUUGGAUUUUUGAUGAUUGUGCUUGUGUCCUUAGCAAGUUUUAUUGGUAAAAAAAGUUUUAAAUGUCUAUAUGCAGGGAAAAGUAUGCCUUUUUUUACUGUUUUAGGAGGGUGGUGCUACUGUCUUUUACCUCAUCAAACGUCUUUCUGCCUGUGUGUCACGUUCACCCUCAUUUGGGACAAUCCAAAAGCCAGUGCUGGGGAUGUGCUGGCUUGGGCAGAUCCUCACUGGCUGUGUCUGAACCUCAGGCUGACAGUGGUUCCUCGGAGAGGUUGUCCAGCUGCCUGCAUGUUUGGAAUCGUCUUUGUUCAUCCUUUUUGCUGUUAGGAUGUGGUGUUAUUCCUCAGCAAACACUUCUGGUUUCCUGACUCUUGUCCGUGCUUUGGAGUUUUCACAGCAUCCACCACGGCUGAUCAGGCCAACUUGAGGAAAAGUGGCAACAGGAAACAUAAUCAUCUUUUAAAAUACUGGAGUUAAGAAACUAGAGCUGCUCCAAAUGGAAAACUUGUUAGUGGAUUUAUUCCGUUACAACUGUGUUGGUGUGGGGAAAAAUGUAAAUUGUUUUUUUAAAUGAUAUCUUCAGUACGUCUAAAAUAACUUCUCUGGGAGAGGUAACUUCCCAUUUCAACAGAGUCUGUUGACACGGCAUAUCAAUUCAUACAGAUUUUUUGGAUGAGUUGAACUAGAGCAGGUUGUGGGUCUGAAAGGAUGGGGGAGGAAGCUGUUCUGCACACGCAGAGUCAUUGCACAAUACAGUGAUGUUAGUUUACACUGGUUGUGGUGGGAUUUUCAUCCUGUGACUAAAGUGCUGUUUAGUCUUUGUAUCCUUCAAAUAGCAACUUUAAAAAGCUUAACGUGGCAGCUCAGGGCUGCAGUCAUACCAGCUAUUGACAAACCCUUAUUCCCUCCGUUUGCUCAGGGAAAGCUCCUGGCUUUGUUCGUGAUCACCGUUUUCUUUGCAAUAAUUUGUUCUUUCUGGUCACACGCAUCACAGUUACACACACAUUGUAAUAUGCCUUUUUGUUGGGCUCCGCUAAUUGGUUUUCUCUUGGAGAGCUGGGGCAAAUACCUUGUUUGUUUGUUUGACCGGCAUGUCACUUGUGCUGAUGUGCAAAUCGCCAUCCCAAAGAGCAAACGGUGUGUCUGGUGUGUCUGGAACAGCCUCGUGUCUCAGCCUGUUCUGGGGAAGGUGAUACUGAAUGUCUGCAGGGUCGCAGUGGAAACAGACACACAUCCCUGCGUCGUGCUCCUUUGCACUAUUGCUUGGUGGUUUGCAAAAAAUACAAGGAAUUAAAGUGGUGCACUGGCAAAACUUGCCAUUUUUGUAUGUGUGACCAGCUGUGGGUUUGGAUUGGCAUUUCAGGAGUGCGCAGCUAUUUCAGUUGUUCUCCCUGACUUGAAUUGCAGGGAAUUAUCAGAGCGUUGUAUCUAUUUAUUGUUUUUACUGCACCUGUAGAGGAAAAUAGAGCAUAAGCACAUUUUAUUUGGUCAGUCUAAUUUAACAGGCUGUUUAAGGGAGGGAACGUAUCUUUAUUUAGAACUAAUUUGUAUUUUUUUUUUCAAAAUAAAGAAAUAACGGCAAAAGUCGAAA